AUGGUUUGCUCUUUAGAGUUUAUACACCAAGCUGGUAGGUGGCGCACCCUUCUUUCUGCUACAUGGCAGACAUUCCAAAAGACACUCGAUUCUAAAUAUAGCCCACCCCCACCCCCCACACAGUGGCAGGACAUCUCGCACACCUUCGGAGACCAACUCCGCGGUCGUGGUAGGUGCACCGACUGCGCCACCAAGAUACAGUCCAUUCAGCAGGGCCUAUCGGAAGUCAAUUUAGAGGGACUACUAACCGCGCCUGUAGAUUUAGACCCAGAGAAACAGUAUGUGCCCCCCCCUACCAACCCCGGCCCAGCGGUGAUACAAGACGAUGGGGAGGGUGCAGGAGAUACAGACGCUUCAGAGACACCCGAAGAUACUGCCAAUGCUGCGGGUAGCGUGGCUGAGGUGUCGACGAGCCUCCCUGCGACAGUGAAGCCGGCUGCGCCUAUCGAUACAGACACACCUACACCGACAGAUCCAGAGUUAUUGAGGUUUGAAGGACCACUCGAGGUACACCCGGACGGCACAUGUACGACUGCGGAUGCCAACAACCUGUUCCAAGCAAGACUCGCACUGGACACCGCCUGCCCUACCAAGAAGUGUGAUCAGACAUGUGGCGAUGCCUAUGCGAAGUACAACGACAGCUACGCCCAUUGUGCAGACAGCAUAUCUCCACCCCGUACCCUGGCGGUGAUGGAGGCGUACUUGAGCAUCUGUAGUGCUGCAGGCUAUCAACAACCCGCUGGCAACUUUACAAACACCAAAAACUCGGCCAAGCCGACAGACGUGAAACCAGGCAGCACAAGACCACAACAAACGUCAACGUGGACACCAUUGCCUCGGGAGAGGUGUGGCGAAGUCAUGCGCCAGGAGCUUCAGACAGUGCUAUCCACGUGUGGCACCUUCAUCUCCGGUGACUCAGACUGCAUACAGCCAUGUGCCGUUCAGCUCAACGCUAUCCAGACCCAGUGGUCCCAGUGUGUGGCAGCGAAGGCGGACAUGGGCGUGGGUGAAGCCGAGACUGGACAAUUGGAGUGGCUGCUGCAACACUGUGUCGCGGAAAAGGUCGUCCGCCUGCAGCGGGUGCGCACGAUUCUGGUGAAGCUACUGUGGGGCGUCAAAGGUACACGCGGCUACACAUCCGGAAUGCAUGGUAGGGCGAACACGCAGUCAUACACACUCGAACCAGUAGCUCAGGCGGUGGUGUACAUUGUCAACAGCAGGACUGUAUCAAACAUUAAGUACAAUGUUUCUGAAGACACGCGAUGUGUUCAGGGGUAUACACACAUCCCACAUUCACACUACAAACAGUCUACUGUGUAA
Molecule: messenger RNA, 1320 nt
Organism: Sphaeroforma arctica JP610
Lineage: Eukaryota; Ichthyosporea; Ichthyophonida
Exons: 7
Coding region: 1-1320 (439 amino acids)
Source: RefSeq, a predicted model, not a curated record